CACCGCGGCUGUCAGUCACUCAGUCACGCCCCUCUCCGCCGCCGUUGGCUUCCUGUGUGAGCCGUUGGACUCGGUCUGUCUGCAGCGAGUCUCCGGUAUGGACAGCCGCUUCACUGCUUUCAACUUUUCAACCGGAUGUUUUUUUAUUUUGUUUUUUAUUAUUUUUUAAAAGAAACACGGUUGACACGGUUUAUAUAUAAUCCGGAAGAUGGAUUUCUGAGCGGGAAUAAACCGAAAGAAAACUUAAGUCGACCGUUUGAAUUUGAAUUUUUUUUCUCGAGUUUGUUUGAAGAAGAGGGAAAAAUGCCAGUUGCAACUCUUCUGCCUUUCACCGCGACCCCGAGUAGGAAGUCUGCCAGCCCGACGUCUUUCAGGUUGACGGAGAAAUUCAUCUUGUUGUUAGUGUUCAGCGCUUUUAUAACGCUUUGCUUUGGGGCCAUUUUCUUCUUACCGGACUCGUCCAAGCUGCUCAGCGGAGUUUUCUUUCAUUCCUCCGCGGUGGAGACCAACACCCGCACCGGUCCGGACAGCAGCGACUCCGGCUCGGCUGGAAACGACGAGCGGGUCCUGGCUAAAAUCAGGAAAGACCACGAGAAAGCUCUGCUGGAGGCCAAGGAUACUCUACAGAAACGACCGGACGAGAUAAAACAAGACAUUAUAAACGAGAAGGAGAAAGUUGUAAAGGAGAGUAUGGGUCAGGAGGGCAAUAAUUUACCUUUCGUUGAGUACCACCGCCCGCCGGGAGCGACGGGACACGAACCCCUGGACUCCGAGACCAGGGAGAGACGAGCUGUGGUGAAGAAGAUGAUGAAACAUGCGUGGGACAGCUACAGCUGGGCCUGGGGUUCCAAUGAGCUUAGGCUCUCCAAGCAAGGCCACUCCAGCAAUCUAUUUGGCAGCAUAAAGGGAGCGACAAUCGUGGACGCUCUGGAUACUCUCUAUAUCAUGGAAAUGUUUGAAGAGUUCGAUGCUGCUACUGACUGGGUGGAGAAGAACCUUGACUUCAAUGUGAAUGCGGAGGUGUCCGUGUUCGAGGUGAACAUCCGGUUUGUCGGAGGUCUGCUGUCCGCGUACUACCUGUCUGGGAAAGAGGUAUUCCGUAGAAAGGCUGUGGAGCUGGGUGAAAAGCUGCUGCCAGCCUUCAAAACACCCACCGGCAUCCCCUGGGCCCUGCUUAACCUCAAGAGCGGCAUCGGUAGAAACUGGCCGUGGGCUUCAGGCGGCAGCAGCAUCCUGGCAGAGUACGGCACCCUGCAUAUAGAGUUCAUGCACCUCAGCAAACUCUCAGGGAAUCCUGAGUUUGCGCAGAAGGUAAUGAACAUCCGGAAAGUACUAAAUCGCCUGGACAAACCCCAGGGGCUCUACCCAAACUACCUGAACCCCAACAGCGGCCAGUGGGGUCAACAUCACGUGUCUGUGGGUGGUUUAGGUGAUAGUUUCUAUGAGUACCUGCUGAAGGCCUGGCUGAUGAGUGACAAGACUGAUGAGGAAGGCAAGAAGAUGUACUACGAUGCCCUGCAGGCGAUAGAAACCAACCUGAUGAGGAAGUCGAGCGGCGGGCUCACCUACAUAGCGGAGUGGAAGGGCGGCCUUCUGGAGCACAAGAUGGGUCACCUGACCUGUUUCGCAGGCGGCAUGAUCGCUCUAGGAGCCGACGGGGCGCCCAGCGACAAGACGGGCCACCAGAUGGAGAUGGCCGCCGAGAUCGCCCGGACCUGUCACGAGUCUUACGCCCGAACCGCUUUGAAGCUCGGCCCCGAGGCGUUUCGUUUCGACGGCGGGGUCGAGGCCAUCGCCACUCGCCAAAAUGAGAAAUACUUCAUCCUCCGCCCGGAGGUCAUAGAGACCUACAUGUACAUGUGGAGGUUCACCCAUGACCCCAAAUACAGGGAGUGGGGAUGGGAGGCUGUUCAGGCCUUGGAGCAGCACUGCAAAGUGGAAGCAGGCUACAGCGGCGUCAGAGACGUCUACGCUUCGACUCCCAACCACGACGACGUACAGCAGAGCUUCUACUUGGCCGAGACACUCAAGUAUCUCUACCUGCUCUUCUCCGACGACGACCACCUACCAUUCGACCACUGGGUCUUUAACACCGAGGCUCACCCGCUGCCGGUUAUCAAGAAGGACAAAACAGACAGACCCAACGAAGUGGAGUAAUGGACCAAUCCCAGAAAACAAGAAAAAAAAAACAAGUGCGAGAACCUCUGAUCCUGUAAACCUGAGCCUCCAGCUGUCUGUCUGAAAAACAGUUUAGCCAUUUGGAGUCCCCCAAUGGUUACAGAUGCCUCUUGAUCGGAUUUCACUUUUUAUUUUUAAAUGGGAUCAAAAUACUGUCGAGUUCAGAGCCUGACGGCGCCGAACUCUUGCUGUAGAAUCCAGUUUUUUGUUUUUGUUUCGUUCAGCUCCGGUCGAGUCCUGAACCAACAUAUUUACUGCCGGAUAACGUGACAUCGGCAGAGACGAGAUUAUUAAAAACUCUCUGAAGAUGUCAUCGCAUUCAGUGGCAGUUUAUUUCACCACCAGGUUUGUUUUUUUUGUUACUCAUUCAGAGGGACAGUCGGACCAGUUAUUCGUCAGUGAUUUCGUUGUUCGUAGCUACAGCUCUGUCUGUUUUCGUGAAGAAGAACACUUGACAGACCCCGAACACCAGUCGUCUCCCUUAAAUGUGGAUAUUUUGGACCUGAGCUUUUUUUUUUGGGCGGGGUGGAGAGGGGGCAUCAAACCCAGAAACAAACUCUCGUUUGAGGAUUACAAGGCUGACUUACUUCGAUCACUUCCCACGCGUUUUCCUUCUGCUGUACCGCUUCAGUAUGUGAAAAGUAACACUUCGCGCCAACACUGGUGCCACCACCGGCAACCAACUUCCGCAUCGUCUUUGGACAUUGUCUCUGUGGGGGUUGAAGGAAAGACGCAGCACACCCCCAGGUCUUUUUUUAAACCUUUAAACCUCUGCUACCACCACCACCCCGUUACCUGAACACCGGACUGCUUCCUCCUCCCUCUGAGUUUGGUGUGACAAAGGACGAACAGCCACACCAGCUCUCUACCUGCCAGUAAUUUCACAUUCUCCCCACAACGUUUACACAAAGCUGUCCCUCUUCUUCUUCUGCUUAUCAGUUCAUCCGUAUCUUUCUUGGCUUCUUUAUUUCUGGGGUUCGACCGAUAAAGGUUUUGAGGUUUCCUCAUUUGUAAUUUCAUCCAUCCAUGAAUUAUCAGUGAUCACAUAGUUUUAAAAGUAAAUGAUACCAUCGUCUGCAUAAAGGAAGAGUCUGACCUCAAGGUCCACUUUGGCAGAACUAUCGACCACGUCUGAUAGUCUUACUCAGCUGUGAUGGAGCAUGGAGAUGAGUAAGUAAAUAAGUGGAUCUUGAGUGUUUUCUAUUUAUUGACUUGUUUUCUGGCAAACCAAAUAUUUCAAGUCAAGGAUAAAUGUCGACACUCAAUAUUGUUGUUGGUUUAAGGUCUUUGAAAUGAAGAAAUUUAAUCUUAUUUCCUUCUUUCACCUUCUCCAAGUGUUAAUAUCCUUAAAUUUAGACCUUUUAAAUCCACUGAAGAGGAAACCGACUGAUCAGAUUUCACAUGCAAACCUUUGUAUCCGUCGAACCCUCAUUUUCAAAUCGCUUCUUCUCGUCUCAGUCCUCCAGUUCUCAGCUUAGAGUCGGCUGUAGGAUCUUCUCUCCUCUAUGAGGAGACGCAGACACUCGUCUUUGCUGUAGUAUUUCACCUUUCGCACACACACAAACACAGAAAACACAAAAAAGCCAUACUGACCCUAUACAGCUUUACCAUUGUGUCAUCGAGACAUUAGUUCAUCCUCCACACAUCGGGGUGGGGAGGGUCUUUGGGGGGGUGUGACUGUAUUUGACACAAACUGUUGUACAUUUCGUUCAGCGAGAGCUCGACUCAUUUUAGUUGGAUUUUAUGGUUAAGAUUUCUCCUGAUGCCACACAGAACUGUAGCCAGAUAAUAAUAAUAAAAAAAAAAUCCAGUUUAGUCUUCGAUCUAGUGCCUUCACUGUUGAAAAGGAGUCGGAGGGAAAAGCAGCUCACGCAAACACACAAAGAAGAGGGUAGAGUUUCAAAUAGUCUUAGAGCUUUAAGUGAAGUUCCCAUGUCAGGAGGAUUAUACCAAAAUUAGACUUUUAAUUCAAUAUUGAGUCUGUGAAAACACUCAUCUGAGGAAAAAUAAUACAUCUUACAUGCUCAAUAUAUUCUCAGCCAGCAGCCAAGUCCCAGUUGUGUCCUUGACUACACUGACACCUAGUGGCCAGAUCUUCCAGUUACACCACAACAUGUGGGGUUAAAUGGCUGGAGUCUGAAAAGUCAAGAACAUUAUGUAACCGUCACUUCUUCUCACUAAUUAUUAACAUCUUACUCCAAAAUGUCGACCAAAGCUUUGUUUGAAUUGAAAAUCCCGUAAUUACAAGCACAUGAAAGGAGGAUAAAUUCUUUAACGUACAAAAAUCACCAAACUUGGAUCUUCUUGGACCUCAGACGGAAACUUUAGUCACUUUAGUUUAUUGAAAGACUUAAUUGGCUUUGCCUGUUUGAAUAUUGCCCAUGUUCAGCUCCACAAAUGAGCUUUAAACAGACUCAAGUGUCACGGCGAAGAUCUGGCAGAUGGUCCGUCAUUAGAAAGUUCAGUCAACAACAACAUCUGAAGUAGUUUGUUGAAGUCAGUUCAUUUCUUUUGGAAGGCGGCUGAGCUGAGUGACAGUUUAAACCUCAACAUUUAGUUUCACAAACCCCCGAUACAACCGUCAUGUUUGGGUAUUAUCUUAAAUGCUCUCAUCUCGUCUUUUUUUUUUUCUGUUUUCUUCCACAUUUUAUGUCCCCGUAUUUGCUAAAUUUGUUUUCUGCUGCAAAUCGCUGCUGAUCAGGUCCUCUUUGCAACAAGAAGAGCUCCUAAAACUCACAAAUUUAUAUAGAAAGUGAAGAAAAAACCCAGAGAACUAGAAACUAGUAGCUGACUUUCAUUCACAUCCCCUAUUAACAUGUUUAAAAAACCAUCCCACAUGAUGUUUCUUUUAUUUAAUCUUCACCUGAUUCAAAAUCAACGCUGCUAAAGUUCCCUGAUUGUCCAAUAAAUAAACGAGUCUUACUCUUAUAACGACAGACGUACGAGUCAGUAGAAACAAAGUGUUGAGUUUCUGAGCUGUGAGAAAUCCCUCCAUGUUCUUUCUAUCACUGUACAGACGACAGUGUCCUCGUGUUUUGAAUCUGUGUUUUUGUUUAGUUAGUUGGUUCAGAGGCAUUUAUUAUCCAUGUGAAGUUGUUUUGUAAUUUUGCUGAUUGUGUUAAUUUAUUCUGUAGUACUGAACAUAGGACUUGGAGGGUUUGUGAGCUGACGCCCAGGUGGCGCUUGUAGGGUUUUAAAAGGUUCGUGAUCAGACCCUAAAACAUGAGGGUUCACGACUCUUUUUGUGGGCAUAUUUAUCUACCAAAAAAAAACAAAAAAAACAAAGAGACAUCCUGAACCGAUGUCUGUAAAGAAUUUAACAUCAACGAUGAGCUGUUAAGCUCCCGGAAUGGUUCGAUAUCACCAAUAAAUUAAAGCGAUGGCAGAAAAAUGUGGUUUAACGGCAGAAAGAGGGCAAAGAAAACCACCUGGGAGUCGAUCAAACAACCUUCCGGGUGGAAAGGAAUUGUAUGAAUGUACCAUCCAAUGUGAAGUGAAGUUUAUUUUAUAUGCAUUUUUGUUUUCUUGUGUUCUUUUUUGUUUUGUUUUUCUUGGAAAGCACAAAAAGUUGAAGCAGGCAGAGAAAAACCUGAGCCUGUUACUUUUUCUGACGGGACGACGGCGACGGCGACGCGCCGUCAAUGUAGGAAAUGAUCCAAAUCUGCCACAUGAGGCGUAUCGACACACGGCAGACGCACAUUUUUCUCAUUGUCAUUUAUUCUCGAGAGUUUCUGACACAGACAUAAAACACGCAGGAAUAUUCAGUAGAAAACCAGAUCUAUUUAAGCGUCAUACAGUUUAGUGUUAAAACACCAAAAGCUGCUUGAUUUGGACGUUUCAUGAUCAAACUGUAGCUCAGUGUCCAUUAUAAAGACAUGUUAAUGUUUAAAUCUUUGCCCUGUGAUUGGAUUUCAUCCUGCAAAUUAAGUACUGACUUCCCUUAAAGUUAUCAGCUCGAGUUUUAUUUGGGUAAAGCAUCAUACGAACAUUUAAUAUAAUAAGCCGUUAGUGCUGUUUCAGUGGUGAUUUAUAUUUCAGAUGAAGUUGACAGGCAGCCAAAUGAUGGGGUGGUAAUGACGGAGUCGACCACUGGAGGCGGCGUUUCUUUCCUUAGACACAAAUGGUGUGAAGAUGACGAACAGAAGUUCAUUUAAAAAUCUAUAUUUUAGACCACGUUAAGGUAUUGAAGCUGCCUGGAUUUGAUUUGAUUGAAGUCGAUUAGAUUAGAUUUGUAUUCUGUAAUGGACGGGGGUUAUAUUUGGUGUUUUGAGUAUGACGCGGUUUGGAAUAACGAUUAAGAUUUGUUGGUGUUGCAGUCUUAAAUUAUGAUUGUAUCUUGGUGAUUAUAAAUAUGUUAAAGUAACUGUGUGUACCCUCCAUUCUGGAGCCAUAGAGGCUGAGUAAUUGUAAUUAAAGGGCUGAUCCACUGCUUUUCCCCCCAGUUUUUAGACACGAGGCCCUACAUCCGAGUUACUUCCGUAGGUGCCCUUUAAUUUUUUCCCCACUCAUGUGACACAGAUCUGGUCAUUCCACUAACCGAACUGGAAGUAAAUGCAGAAUGUAUUUGGAUUUUCACGUGAGCCAUCAGUGUGACGUCUGCUUUAGCUUCACAUAGUGAGGGACCGCAGACAUCUGCUCAUUUCCACUUUUUGUUUUUGUUUUGUUUUUGUUUUUAUUUCUAAAAUGAUUGUUUUUGGUGAUUUUCUGAAUAUUGUGUUGACGAUCUGUUGCGUUCCAAUGCCUUUUUUUAUUGGUGGAUAUUAAAAAAAAUAAAAAUAAAUAAAUAAGGGGAGGGGAACGCCAGCCUUUUAAGGAAUUCAAAACAAGGUCAGCUCUUGUGAAAAUGCACCACUUUUCCCAGAAGAAACUUCUAAUUUAUAUCCAUUAUUGUCUUCGCAAGUGGUGCACGAUCACUAAAUACGGCUGAUCUGAUCCCGGAACUCAAAUAAUUUCUAAACAGGUCGGCGUUUUCCUUUUUUUUAAAAAGGUUUUAAAUGCGUGAAAACCAACCUCAGAAAUGUAUCUGUACAAAGUAUUGCUGAUAAUCAUUCCAUUGCACAUAGUUUACUUUGCAUUUAUAUGCAAUAUUUUAAUUUCUGUGGGGAAAUCUGUUUUAUUGUGUUAAUAUUAUUGAGAAAAAAAAUAAAAAAUGUAAAUAUUCCAUUCCGGCAAAUGAGCCGUUCUACAUUUAUAUAAAAAUCUUCUGAGUUUAUGGAUUCAAAUGAUAUUAAUAAGCAGCAGACUUUUUAAUAAACUAUAUUUGUUACACUUCUAUUGUGAAUAAAAAAAAUCUUUUAAUAAAUGGUGGUUUUG
Molecule: messenger RNA, 7491 nt
Organism: Larimichthys crocea (large yellow croaker)
Lineage: Eukaryota; Metazoa; Chordata; Actinopteri; Sciaenidae
Gene: man1a1
Product: mannosidase, alpha, class 1A, member 1
Biological process (GO): carbohydrate metabolic process; mannose trimming involved in glycoprotein ERAD pathway
Cellular component (GO): extracellular exosome; Golgi membrane; endoplasmic reticulum
Molecular function (GO): mannosyl-oligosaccharide 1,2-alpha-mannosidase activity; calcium ion binding
Source: RefSeq, a predicted model, not a curated record